AUGGCUCCCACUGAGGCAGGCAGUCACCGAAACCAGUCGCCUUCGGCAUCAACUUUUCUGUCGACUUUGAUUCCUGUUGCUGUUGUUGCUGCAGUUGUUCUAUCAGUUUUCCUGAUCUUCCGUCCCAAAUACAAGAGAGUUUACGAGCCGCGUACCUAUCUGCCGCUCCUCAGGAANAUAGUGAGUUCAAUAUUUGUUCUGAGCUUCCCCUCCUCUCCUCUGACCGUCCAUAGUGAAUACACACCACAACCUUCGGACGCGAAGUUCGGAUGGAUCAAAAACUUCCGUGGUCUCAAUGAUGAUCACAUCUUGAUGCACUCUUCUUUGGACAACUAUCUUUUCUUGCGCCUGUUCAAGAUCCUCUUCACUAUCUGCUUGGUUGGUGCAAUCAUGACUUGGCCUAUCCUUUUCCCUGUUAAUGCCACUGGUAAGAAUGUUAUAGAGAUUCCUAGCCACACUAACUACUACUACGCGCCCGCCAUUCUUGCCUGGGUCUUUGUUGCAUUCGUCAUGAUUGUCAUCACCCGCGAGAUCAUCUACUUUAUCAGUCUUCGCCAAUCCAUCAUCACCUCGGUAGCUUACAGCAGUCGUCUGUCUGCCAGAACAGUCAUGUUCACCAAUGUCGCCGAAGAGUACCUCAAAGAGAGCGCCUUGCGUGAGCUGUUCAGCGGUGUAUCUCGUGUUUGGAUUCAGCCCAAUACUAAGGACCUUGACGACGUUGUCGACGAAAGAGAUAAAGCAGUGACAAAGCUCGAAGCUGCUGAGAACAAGCUCGUCCAGAAGUUCGUUAAAACCCACAAGAAAGCCGAGAAGAAAGAGAUUGACAAGACCCACAACGCCGACAAGGUUCCUGCUGUCUUUGUCCAGUUCGAGACUCUUGAAUAUGCCCAGGCUGCUCAUCGUCAGAUGUCAGGAACCAUGCAGAAGGUCAAGGGAGCCAAGCUCACUCCCAAGGUUGUCGGCGUUCAGCCUCAAGACGUCAUCUGGGCAAACUUGAACAAGAAAAACACAGUCACUCGCCUGAUUAUGAUUGCGUCGACCAUUUUUGUCGUCCUCAUGAUCGUCUUCUGGGCGAUUCCUGUCGCUUUCGUCGGUGCCAUCUCCAACGUCAAGACUCUCGAGACCAUUCCUGGCUUGACCUGGAUCAGCGCCAUUCCCGACGUUAUCCUCGGUGUCGUCACUGGUCUGCUACCCUCCGUUUUGCUCGCUGUACUCAUGGCUCUGGUCCCCAUCGUCCUGAGACUGCUUGCAGGCAUGUUCGAACCCACCAGAUCUACAGUCGAAUUGAGAGUCCAGGCUUGGUACUUCUCUUUCCAAGUCGUCGAUGUUUUCCUUGUCACCACCUUUUCAUCCGGAGCUGCCGCUGUUGCAAAGCAGAUUGUUGACCAGCCUGCAUCUGCACCUACACUGCUUGCUAGCAACCUGCCAACAGCAUCCAACUUCUACACCGCUUACUUUGUUAUCACCAUGUUGAGCAAAGCCGCUAUGCUCGUCCUCAACAUUGCUCCUCUAGUGUUCAUCGCCUUCCUGGGUAAGAUCCUGGACUCGACACCCCGCAAGGUCUACAACCGUUAUAUCAACCUGAUCGGCCUUGGCUGGGGCUCAGACUAUCCUGCCUUCGCCAUGCUGGGAGUAAUUGCUAUUGCCUACUCUUGCAUUGCCCCACUGCUUCUUGGGUUCGCAACAGUUGGCUUUGCUCUCUUGUACUUUGCCUACCGUUACCAGCUCCUAUACGUUAUUGGCAACGACUCGAUCGACAUGAAGGGCCGUGCUUACGCUCGUGCUAUGCAGCAGCUCACAGUCGGUGUUUACCUUCUCGAGUUCUGCUUGAUUGGUCUCUUCGCCAUUGGCAUCUCCUCGGACAGAGCUGCGAUUGGUCCUCUGAUCAUCACCAUUGUCCUUACAGCUUUCACCGUCAUCUACCAUGUCAUCUUGAGCAAGACACUUGGCCCUAUUGUCGACGGUACUGAGAUGAUGCCUGGAACCGAAGACAGCAGCAGAGGAUACUCUGCGGCAGAGAAGGAAGAAGGCAAGCCCAGCACCACCAGCAACCGCGAUACCUCGCCCACACUUGCCGGAUCUACCACAUCUCCCGAGCCUAAGAAAUCAGGCAUCAAGGGCAAGCUUCAGCACUUUUUCUUCAGCUCACGCUUUGCCGAAAAGUGGCUUACCGUUCGCAAGGAACUUGCUUCUCACUUCAACGAGCCUACUCGUCCUUACACUAACGAGGAGCUUGAGCUUGCUUUCCAGCCUCCAAGUUUGGCCAAUGAGCAACAGAUUGUGUGGAUUGCACGCGAUGAGUAUGGUCUGUCGUCGCAGGAAGUUGCUGGCUGCAAGGAGCACGACAUUGAAGCCACAGACGAGGAGGCUUCUUUGGACGAGAAGGCCAAGGUGCAGUGGAGCCAGGAGAGAAUUCGCCAGGCUCCCAUCUUUGAGGAGAAUGUUCCUUACUAA
Messenger RNA from Aureobasidium musti, 2454 nucleotides. NCBI's taxonomy places the organism in Eukaryota, Fungi, Ascomycota, Dothideomycetes, Dothideales, Saccotheciaceae. The record is from the annotation of a GenBank genome assembly.